AUGGCCGAAAAAUAUGGUAUAUCUGAAGAACAGUAUAGGCUUAUACAACAGCAAGCUUCUAGGCGUGCUGAAUUAAGACAUGAGUUUCUAAAACAAAGAACUAAUCCUUGGAAAAAUUCCGCAGAAGCUGGAUAUGUUUUUGAUCCAGCACUUCAAAAAUUCAUGUCCAUGAAAGCAACUCAGUUUGACCAAUUCAAACCCAAUAAGAGAAACAGUAUAUUUGGAAUUUGUGCUAUAGUAGUGCCUAUGUUUGUAUACGGAUAUUUUGUUUGGAAUGAACGCAAUGAUCGUGAGCAGAAGAUCAGAAAUGGUGAACUUCGUUACAGAGACAGGUUGUUUAAACUUGCUUAA
Messenger RNA from Parnassius mnemosyne (clouded apollo), 351 nucleotides. NCBI's taxonomy places the organism in Eukaryota, Metazoa, Arthropoda, Insecta, Lepidoptera, Papilionidae. The record is from the annotation of a GenBank genome assembly.